UUGUUUGUUGUUGGCACAGGGUAUAGUCACUCACUCUGUGCUCUUUACCUGACUGCUGAGACACACCUGCUGACCGCUCAGACAUACCUGCUGCCCCCUGUCACAGCACCUGCAGGUCGGAACACAUAAUCGGACGGACAGAGAAAUGAAAUGAGACUUUUUUCCUUGAGAGUUGGAUGUUUUUUGGCGAUCGCCAGUUUCGCUUCGCUGUCUUGGAUUAUAUCGAGUCCCAGUGAUGAAGUGUCUCUAGGUGAAGCAGACCUGCAGAUCCUGUAUAAGCGUCUGCUGGGGGCCGAGGAGCAGGCAGAACAGGUCAGCCAGGAACUCGGCAGCAUCGUGGAGCAUCUGAAGAACAUGUCCAGAGCCGCCAACUCCACCCAACCCCCCCGGAAUAUCUCCACCACCAUCUCCACAGAAACAAUCAAGCUGCACUCAAAAGAUGCCAUCCCACCGAUGUUCCUUCAGCCCCAGAUUUACCAGUACAUGCCCCACCUCAGACUCCAUCCGGACAGCCUGCUGCCCAACGUGCUGCUGGGACAGGGACGCCGCGGAGUGUCCAUGGUGCUGGGCAUCCCCACAGUGAAGCGUGAGAAGCAGAGCUACCUGAAGAACACACUCACCUCUCUGUUGUACAGCCUGACCGCCUCAGAGCAGACAGACCUCCUCAUGAUUGUCUUUGUUGCUGAGACGGACUCAGACUAUGUGGGCAGCGUAGCAGAGACCGUCAGGACCAAUUUUCCCCAACAGGUGAAGUCCGGGCUGCUGGAGGUUGUCUCUCCUCCUAAGCAUUACUACCCCAACUUUACCCACCUCAAAGAGAGCUUAGGGGACUCCAAGGACAGAGUCAAAUGGCGAACAAAGCAGAAUCUGGACUUCAGCUUCCUCAUGCUCUACGCUCACAACAAAGGAAGCUAUUAUGUUCAGUUAGAGGAUGAUAUUGUUGCGAAGGCCGGCUACUUCAACGCCAUGAAGACAUUCGCCACCCAGAAUGAUUCCAAGCAAUGGCUCUUCCUGGAGUUCUCCCGGCUCGGAUUUAUAGGCAAGAUGUUCCGAACCUGGGACCUCCCGAUGAUUACGGAGUUCUUCCUGAUGUUCCACAAAGACAAACCCGUCGACUGGCUGUUGGAUCACAUCCUGUGGGUGAAAGCCUGCCACCCAGAGAAAGACGCAAACCACUGCAUACAGCAGAAGGCAUUGCAUAAGAAGAGAUACAAGCCCUCCCUCUUUCAGCAUGUGGGCCUCCACUCCUCUCUGCCUGGGAAGAUCCAGUAUCUGAAGGAUACAGAGUUUGGAAAGCAGGCUCUGUAUCAGGUCCACAGUAACCCAGCCGCAGAGGUCAGCAGCAGCCUGACACACUACCAGCAGCACAGUCUGCAGCGGGCUUACACAGGGAAGGACUUCUUCUGGGCAUUAACACCCGUCAAGAACGACUACAUCCUCUUCAUGUUCACCAAGCCCAUCAACAUUACCAGGUAUCUGUUUCGCAGCGGAAAUAUGGAGGCCAGUGGAGAUCAAUUCAACAACACCACAGUGGAAGUGCUGCCUAGCAAUGCGUCAGCACAGGACAAACUGGUGGCUGCUUCUCCUUCUUCCUACAAAGAAUCUGAUAAUGGUUUCAUCAUAAUUGGUGCGUUUGUGGAGGGGCUAGCCGCGGGGGACGUUGAAGAGUCUCUGCAGCCGAUCUCUGCACUCCGCCUGAUGGUUCACUCUGACGCCAACGUCUGGGCUCUACUGAGCGAGAUUCUGAUUCAAGUUUGAUGUUGGCAGCAAAGUGGAAACCACACACACACACACACACACACACACACACACACACACACACACACACACACACACACACACACACACACACACACACACACACACACACACACACACACGGUGCUUCACCUGAGCAGACUGCUGCCCCCGCUGGAAAGAGGCUUUCAGUCACCAGGAUUACGUGAAGUGCCUCGAGCUGCUGUGAGCCAGGAGUCCGACUGCAGCCGGCGUCACGGUCACACGCUGCGCCCCAGGGGAUGACCCCCCCCCCCCCCCCCCGCCAAUGACCCAAUGCCCCUCCAGUAGAUCUGCUCUGGCGCCGACUCUGAGCUCACGUUGUCCCAUACCAUAACAUACCUGUUUCUUCGAUGCUCUGCAUCAUUCAUACGCUCUGGUGGUAUGAGAAUAUCGUGGAGUCUGUCCAGAAAUGUGAGACAAUGGGCUGUGUUGUAUGGUCCAAGGUUGGCAUGACGGUGGAGGACACCAUGCGUAUUGGAGAUGGCAGUGCACAUUGUGAUGUUCCCACCACCCGUGAGCGGCACUAGUAGUGAGUUGCCGUCCAUGGGGAAAGAUGGAUAAAGCAAAAAAGCUGUCGGGGGCUGAAAACAGGAAAAGAAAGAGGGAAAAGGAGAUGGCAUGUCAAGGGAAGCGACAACAGUUAAAUAUGUUUUGGUAUGAAUUCUUGUGACGUUAGUGAUGUGUUAGCAUGGAAGUAAUAUGGGUGGCAAGUUAGCUAUAUAAUGGUAAUAGACUACUUAGGAUUAUUGCCUUAAAUAGCUAACAUUAGCCAUACAUGUCUUUAAUUUCUUUCAUGCUGUUGUUUUCUUUUUUAGGGAGAGCUUAGCAAGAAUGAAUCCAAAGUUUCCUGCUCAAAUUAUUAUUCAAAAAUAUUUUCCAUUGUGUUUAAUGAUGGAGUGGAAUUGAACAUUUAGAGCUGACGUUAAAUAGGAUUAACCGGUUAAGGUCCUAGGUAGUCUAUUAGCAUUAUAUAGCUAACUUGCCACCCAUAUUACUUCCAUGCUAACAAUAACACAUCACUAACGUGUCAAGAAUUCAUACCUAAAACAUAUUGAAUCAUUCACGCAGAGACACUUACACUCACCGACGGACUGGCCAUCUGGCAUACCGGGCAUUUUCCCAGUGGGCCGACAUGCUAUUGGGCCGACAGUCCCGACACUUUUUUAUUUAUUUAUAUAUUGGUCUGACUGGCCCAUAAAACUAGUUGAUCAGCGGCCCGAUUGACACUGGGCCGGUCCAAUCACAUCCUUAAACACCGACCCCCUGCCUGCGUAAUGCAUUCGGCAAAAAAAAAGUCAGCGCAAGGUCUGGGCCCAUUGCUUAUUUUCUUCACUGACACAGGGCUCGCCUAAUCAUAUCAUGGAACCCCUCCCCCCUUUGGUUCGGUGAACCGGUAACGUAAUCUGUUCGGAUCUUUGAAAAUGGAGAAAAAACGAAAAGGAGGUGCGAAGAAACUGCGAGAAAAGAAAAAGCUGGCUCUUCAAGCCAAUGGCCUUCAUUAGAGAUGGAUUUCAUGAUUGUUUUCCAGGAUUCAGUUCGCUUCGGUCAAUUCGCCAAGAAGAAUCGUUCAGAAUCGUUCGUUCAGUCGCGUUUCCGGUACAACGUCAUUCAGCGGGGAAUCAUGGAAUGCACGGUUCUCAGCUCCUCCUUCGCAAACGAUUGUGGAAACAGUCAACACAACACCGUAGUUCAAGGCAAAUACAUAGCUUUAACUUCAUGAUUAUGUGUACUUUUAGACAACACAACAGUGGCUAAUGUGUACAUUCAACUUGACAUGUAUUGAAGGUAAAUACUGAUAGAGUAGACUACGGCUUGAUCUGCAAAUGUAUUGUCUUACUUUUUUUUGUUCUCUCAGCAAGGGCUACUAAAUAAAGUAAUAAUGACUCAA
Messenger RNA from Eleginops maclovinus (Patagonian blennie), 3667 nucleotides. Its product is annotated as Alpha-1,3-mannosyl-glycoprotein 4-beta-N-acetylglucosaminyltransferase B-like. Lineage: Eukaryota; Metazoa; Chordata; Actinopteri; Perciformes; Eleginopidae. Gene Ontology annotation, molecular function: acetylglucosaminyltransferase activity. The transcript has 16 exons. The record is from RefSeq and is a predicted model, not a curated record. Bases 151 to 1758 code for a protein of 535 amino acids. Gene Ontology annotation, biological process: protein N-linked glycosylation. Gene Ontology annotation, cellular component: endoplasmic reticulum-Golgi intermediate compartment; endoplasmic reticulum; Golgi stack.